CUGAACCAUCUUUUUAGGGGUUAUCGGCCUUCGUUUCGAUUUUCUGUACUCGCGCCGUUUUUGUUUCUAGGGUUACUGCUCUCUGAAAUCUCCGACUGCGAAGAACACUAGAAGGGUAUUUUACACUUCUGAUACAAUGGCGCUGGGGAUGAUGAAACCUGUGAAGCCUGGUCUAGAAGCUCCGCAUGAGGAACUCCAUAGGAUUAGGAUUACUCUUUCAUCCAAGAAUGUAAAAAAUCUCGAGAAAGUUUGUGCUGAUCUUGUGAAUGGUGCAAAGAACAAAAGUCUGAAAGUCAAGGGUCCAGUACGGAUGCCAACAAAAGUUUUGCUCAUCACCACGAGAAAAUCUCCUUGUGGAGAAGGGACAAACACUUGGGAUCGAUUUGAGCUCCGUGUCCACAAGAGAGUAAUUGAUCUUGUGAGUUCAUCCGAGGUUGUGAAGCAGAUCACGUCAAUCACAAUAGAACCUGGUGUUGAGGUUGAGGUCACAAUUGCAGAUCCCUGAGCGAUACUAUGACUAGAUACUUUUUCAAUUUUGUAGGCUGAAGAAGGAACUAAUUUUAGAGUUAAAAAAUGACUUCUCCCGAAUCAUUAUUUUUGGUAACAAUGCAAGAACUGGCUUUUAUUUU
This is a messenger RNA of Telopea speciosissima, 629 nucleotides long. RefSeq names its product 40S ribosomal protein S20-2-like. The transcript is spliced from 4 exons. Bases 137 to 505 code for a protein of 122 amino acids. Gene Ontology annotation, biological process: translation. Lineage: Eukaryota; Viridiplantae; Streptophyta; Magnoliopsida; Proteales; Proteaceae. Gene Ontology annotation, molecular function: RNA binding; structural constituent of ribosome. Gene Ontology annotation, cellular component: cytosolic small ribosomal subunit; ribosome. The record is from RefSeq and is a predicted model, not a curated record.